Molecule: messenger RNA, 973 nt
Organism: Haliotis rufescens (red abalone)
Lineage: Eukaryota; Metazoa; Mollusca; Gastropoda; Lepetellida; Haliotidae
Exons: 6
Coding region: 72-608 (178 amino acids)
Source: RefSeq, a predicted model, not a curated record
AUAAAAGCGGGUUGGCAAGCUGAUUCAACGACAACAAGCUAAGAAGAGAUCCUCCAGAGUCUAACGCCACAAUGACCAAGAUUCUGAUGCUGUCUGUUUUAGUUGCAAUUUUCUUCCGUGCAUGUAUGUGUGACCCCGGUGGGCAAAACGAGUGCACUGUGGUACAACUUGAAGAGACAAUAGAAGCGACGACAUGCGGUGGAACCACAACCAUCAGAUAUACCAACGGAACACUCAUUCAGACACAGUUUUUCACAAACAAGACGAUGACUGUGACCCAGGAAGGAGAAGACACCACCUCCUGCUACGUGCAACCCCUGACCCCGAUGCCGAAAGAGAUUGAUUAUGCUGAGACCACUUUGACUGAGUUUGCUGAGGAAGUUGAUGCUGAUGCAGUAGCCGCCAUCCAAGCUCUAGUUCCUGAGUGCCAGGGUCGGACCAUCUAUGCCUUGGUGGCGGCAACUGAAGACCCCAGCACAGGAAGAAGAAAGAGAACUUGCGAUUGGCGUCGCAAAUGUGUCGAGGUUUAUAGUAGAGACGAAGGGUGGAACACUUACUGUCGAAUGGUACAAGUGUGUAGAGCUACCCUUAAUGUUGUAGAUAAAUAAGUCACAUAAAAAACAACGACAUCACGUCGAAGGUGGAAUGUCUUGAAUAUGAUCAACAUGAUAUUAUGCUCUAGGUUUGGUCCAUUCAAUAACUCAAAUAUAAAAAUAGAACGACACUGAAAUACACAAUUUCACACCUGCAAGUAAUUAUUAUAUAUUUAAAUUUGCAUGUAGUUUGUAUCCUUGUAAAAUAACGAGCAUAUAUAUUGGACUCUUUAGGAAUAUGUUCAGUAUUAUGAAAUACAAAACAUAAUUAUUUUGUUUAUAGUAUAUGAAAUUGGCCUAUAUAACAAUGUGAAAUUAAGAAGAAUGCAUGUACUGGUAUUGCAAAUCUGAUUAUAACUGAAUAAAAUAUUCACCAUCGA